AUGUUGCAGAAAACUCAACGUUCAACCAAAGUUGUUGAAUUUGCAAGGAGAAAAAUGCGAGAAUUCCGUAUUUUAACCACACUUCAAGGGACGAAUUUUCGUAAAGGUGUCAAACGCUUAUCAAAAACGAAAUACUUUAUUGAUCCAGAUAUUGAACAUGUUCUUGUCUUUCCUUCUGGUACAAAAUUUUUUGAUUAUGAUAUUUAUUUGAAACGACAUAUUUUACUUAUGGAUAAGGCUAGUUGUUUACCAUGUUUGGCAUUAUCUCCACCUCCGGGUAGUACUGUUCUUGAUGCCUGUGCUGCACCGGGUAAUAAAACAAUUUGUUUAGCUAAUUAUCUAAAAAAUAAUGGUAUUCUUUAUGCAAUUGAAAUGAAUAAACGUCGUUUUAAAGAACUUAACAUUAAUUUGAAAUCAGCUGGUGUUACUUGUGCACAUACAUUAAAUGGUGAUUUUUUAAAUGUUACAAUACCAUUUAAUGAAAUAGAUUAUGUUUUACUUGAUCCAUCUUGUUCUGGUUCGGGUAUUCGUAAUCGAAAUGAUGAUACAGAAAUUAUUGAUGAACAACGUUUAGAACGUCUUGCUACAUUACAAAUACGUAUGAUUACUUAUGUAUUAACAAAAUUUCCAAAAGUAAAACGUGUUACAUAUAGUACAUGUUCGAUACAUCAACAAGAAAAUGAACAAGUUGUUGAAACAAUUCUUGAUCAAUUUAGUGACACAUUUCAGCUUGUUGAUUUUCUACCUCAAUGGCCAAGUCGUGGACAAACAGAAAGGACACGAGCAUGUUUACGUGCUUCAACAGAUGAUACAUUAACAAAUGGAUUUUUUGUUGCUUGUUUUGAACGAAUAAUAAAAAUCGAUCCUUAA
Molecule: messenger RNA, 870 nt
Organism: Rotaria sp. Silwood2
Lineage: Eukaryota; Metazoa; Rotifera; Eurotatoria; Philodinida; Philodinidae
Source: the annotation of a GenBank genome assembly